AUGGAAAGUUCGCAGUUCAUUACCACAACAUUUCGAGCUGAGCUUGUAAAAGUCGCUGAUAAAAUCUAUGGUGUCACACACAAAAAUAGGGUUAGCCGUGUGAAUGUAGUGACAAAGGAGGAAGCUUUGGACUUUAUUGAACAUGAUCAAUCCCAUAAUGCUGAAUGA
Messenger RNA from Oldenlandia corymbosa var. corymbosa, 168 nucleotides. The record is from the annotation of a GenBank genome assembly. NCBI's taxonomy places the organism in Eukaryota, Viridiplantae, Streptophyta, Magnoliopsida, Gentianales, Rubiaceae.